Saprolegnia parasitica CBS 223.65 is the source of this 732-nucleotide messenger RNA. RefSeq lists its product as hypothetical. Bases 1 to 732 code for a protein of 243 amino acids. The record is from RefSeq and is a predicted model, not a curated record. NCBI's taxonomy places the organism in Eukaryota, Oomycota, Saprolegniomycetes, Saprolegniales, Saprolegniaceae. The transcript has 3 exons.
AUGGGCGACGUGGAAGACUCGGCGGUCGCGGACUUUCUCCAGAUCCUCGAGGAGCACCGCAAGAACUGCGAGAAGCAGGGCAAGUACGUCGAGGCCGAGAUCGCCAAGAACCGCCUCGAAGAGCUCAAGGUGCACGAGGAGAACCGGCGCAAGGAGGCGAUGCGGUCGCGCCAGAUCGCCGAGCGGCUCGGCGUCGAAGAGGCCCACAUGCUCGAGUUUCAGCAGUUCAACGUCGUGUGGGACAAGAAAAUGGAGGACUACGAGCACAACAUUGAAGAACUCGAACGACACAAGGGCGAGCUCCUCGACUUUCAGCAAAAGUUGCUCGAGAAGCAGACCAAACCCAAGUUUUCCAAGGAGCUCUUAAACUUGCGCAAGAUCGAAGAGCACCUCGCGCGCCAAAAAGACUACGCCGAGGCGCACAAGAUGAAGCUCAAGGCGGACGCGCUCGAGGCGUGGGAAAUGGAGAAAUGGCGCAACUCGAAGCAGCAAGAAAUGUUUCAGCGCGAAGUCAAGUUCAAGCAGCGCCAGCGCCAAGAGCUCGACGCGCUCCAGAAGCGCAUCCAGAGCGGCCGCGAAGAGCAAAAGAAGCAGCGUCAAUUGGACCUCGAGCGCCUCCUCCAGCGCUACCAGAACGUCAAGGCCGAGCUGCAGCAGCAGCAAAACCUCGAGCGCAUCCGCGUCGAAAAGUUCUCGCUGAACGCAUCGCAGCGCGUCUCGAUGAAGGUUUGA